CUGAGGGGUCCGAUGCCUGUCGCUCCGCCUGGGGCCCGAGACCUGUAGUUCUUUCCGCUGGAGCGGUUCCGCCGUUUUUCCCAGGCCCGCCUGGGGGUCCCGAUGAACUGUCGCCCAACGCCUGGUGGUCCCGAUGCCUGUCGCCCCGCCCUGGGGGUGUUUGUACCGAUGCCUGUCUUGCCGCCUCGGUGGGGUCCGGUGCCUGUCAGCCCCGCCAGGGGGCCCGGUGCCUGUCGCCCCGCCCGGGGGCCCGGUGCUGUCGCCCCCGCCUCGGGGCCUGCGGUGCCUGUCCUGUGCCCCGCCCGGGGGCCCGGUGCCUGUCGCCCCCGCCCGGGGUCUCCGGUGCCUGUCGCUCAGCCAUGGUGCCCCAGCUGCCUGCUGCUACUCCCUGGUAGCCCUGAUGUGGCUCUGCCCGGGGUUCCUGCCCGAUGUGCCUCUGCCCGGAGUCCAGCCCGAUGUGCCUCUGCCCGGAGU
Staurois parvus is the source of this 474-nucleotide messenger RNA. The record is from the annotation of a GenBank genome assembly. Lineage: Eukaryota; Metazoa; Chordata; Amphibia; Anura; Ranidae.